GGCUCCUCACCCCAUCCCAAAAUUUCUCUUUCAUUGCAAAUUUCCUUCUCAAUCUGUCUGCUUCAUACGUACAUUUCCAUAAACAAACUUUCAGUAUUUUCUUGAAAGUUCUGCUGGUUGUAUCAAGAAAAUAUGGGGCGGUCUCCAUGUUGCGAGAAGGAGGGACUGAAGAAAGGACCAUGGACUCCUGAAGAAGACCAGAAGCUCUUGGCUUACAUUGAAGAAUAUGGUCACGGAAGCUGGCGAGCCCUACCCACAAAAGCUGGGCUCCAACGAUGUGGGAAAAGCUGUAGGCUAAGGUGGAUUAACUACUUGAGACCUGACAUCAAGAGAGGAAACUUUACAUUACGGGAAGAACAGACCAUCAUUCAACUCCAUGCCCUUCUUGGAAACAGGUGGUCAGCUAUAGCGGCUCACUUACCCAAGAGGACCGAUAAUGAGAUCAAGAACUACUGGAAUACUCAUCUCAAAAAGAGAUUAACCAAAAUGGGUAUUGAUCCGGUCACCCACAAGCCCAAAACCGACGCUUUGGGAUCUGCCGGCGGCAACCCCAAGGAUGCCGCCAACCUCAGCCACAUUGCUCAGUGGGAGAGCGCCAGGUUGGAAGCGGAGGCCAGAUUGGUGAGAGAGUCGAAACUAGUCUCCAACCCGCCUCAAAUACAGCUCGGCUCCUCGACCUCCACUUCUUCAGCUUCACUGGCAAACAAAACAGCAACUGCUCCACUGCCAAGGCUGCAAUGCCUUGACGUACUCAAAGCGUGGCAAGGUGUAGUUACUGGGCUGUUUACGUUUGGCACCGAUAACCUCGACUCUCCGACCUCCACCUUGAACUUUUUAGAGAACAAUGCCAUACCAACCUCAACGGUUGGAUUCAACGACAACUUUGUUGGAAACAUGAAUAUUGAACCGGACACAAGCGGAAGUGAAUGGAAAUCCUUGGAGAAAUCAAGUCAACUUCAGGAACUGAAGGAAAAAAUGGAAAACUCAAUGGUGGCGCCAAUGCAAGAAGUAACUUAUCCGGAAGAUGGUUCGUGGUUCCAUGAAUCAUUCAGGGCAGAGAAUAUGAUUGAAGGUUACAACGACGAAAUGAUGGUUUGUGAUUCCGGCGGGCAGAAUGGGGAGAACUUGAACGGAGGCUACGGUGGCGAUUGUGAUCAGGAGAAAUACUGGAAUAGCAUAGUCAAUUUUGUAAACGCUUCGCCGGCCGGUUCAACGGUGUUCUGAAAAACAAGAUUAGCUAGAGGGUAGAGAGAGCCAGCCUUAAAGAAAUUCACUUAAUAAUGCAUAUUUGCAUUGCAAUAUUAUUAAUUGUAACGCCAAUAGCCUUUUAGUUUAUAUAGUGUAUGUGUUAAGUUAAUUAGUCAUUAAUUACAAAGCCAUAAUUAAUUAGUUUUCUUCCU
Messenger RNA from Rubroshorea leprosula, 1400 nucleotides. Lineage: Eukaryota; Viridiplantae; Streptophyta; Magnoliopsida; Malvales; Dipterocarpaceae. The record is from the annotation of a GenBank genome assembly.